This is a messenger RNA of Paramisgurnus dabryanus, 3263 nucleotides long. RefSeq names its product E3 ubiquitin-protein ligase RNF19B. The record is from RefSeq and is a predicted model, not a curated record. NCBI's taxonomy places the organism in Eukaryota, Metazoa, Chordata, Actinopteri, Cypriniformes, Cobitidae. Gene Ontology annotation, biological process: protein ubiquitination. Gene Ontology annotation, molecular function: zinc ion binding; ubiquitin-protein transferase activity.
CUCGAACGCUCAAUGGGAGGAGCCAAUUGAUGGUGCUGAGCUGCAAUAAGAAAACGCUCUGAGCCGAGAUGGACAACUGAAGGAAACAGUAAAUGUAGAGGAGAACAAUGACACCGAUCACAGAGUGCUGUUGCAAACUUUCCUGCUACUUCACAAUGGUCCCUUUGCCGAUAUUCAGUGUCACUCCAUAAAGGGACACGCACACAUCAAGAGACACACAGACGCUCAUCAGCUCCAUAAAAUGAAGAGACCCAAGCAGCAGUCACAAUCUCUCAGUUUUCUCAGCUUCUUCAGCCGCAAGCCUAAAUCUGACCCCAAGACCGAGAAGCCGUCUGGUACUUUAAACAAGGAGGAGGUGGCUAUCACCCUGACACCCAAUGAGCAUGUGGAAAAAGACCGGGCUUGCAGUGAGGGGGCCGACAGUGGAGAGGCCAGAAGGGAUGGAGGAGAUCACAGAAAAUCUGAAGGAGGUGGAAUGGGAGAUGUUGGGCAGGGUGCUGAGUGUGGGAGCAGUGGCUCAGUGGGGGUUCUGUCCUUAUCCUCCUCCAGUCAGGAGCAGCUACUGGAGCACCUGGUCGAGUGCCCUCUCUGCCUCCUCAGUCAACCACAUGGCCACUUUCCUCGUCUGUCCUCUUGCCAGCACCGUGCUUGCAAUGACUGCUUGCGGCAGUACCUUCGCAUCGAGAUCUUAGAAAGCCGCGUGAGCAUCGCCUGCCCGCAGUGCCCUGAAGCCCUGGCACUGCCUGAUGUCCAUGCCAUCCUGGAUGACAGAGCGCUGCUGGACCGUUUUGAAGAAUUCCAGCUGCGCCGAUUUCUGGCUGCUGACCCGGAUACGCGCUGGUGCCCAGCACCAGACUGCAGCUAUGCAGUGAUUGCCUACGGCUGUGCCGAAUGCCCCAAGCUAAGUUGCGGUCGGGAAGGUUGCGAUACAGAGUUUUGCUACCACUGCCGACAACUGUGGCAUCCAGACCAGACUUGCGACCAAGCUAGACGUCAGCGUGCCCGCCACACAUUAGGGGCCAAUGAUGUUUCCACGCUUUACGUAUUCAAUGAGGAACCUGGAGAUGCAGAGGAGAUCAAACCCUGUCCCCGCUGUGGUGCCUAUAUCAUGAAGACCAAUGAUGGCAGCUGCAAUAGAAUGAAUUGUACAGUCUGUGCCUGUCAGUUCUGUUGGCUGUGUAUGCAGGAGAUCACGGACGUGCACUACCUCAGUCCCUCAGGCUGCACUUUCUGGGGAAAGAAGCCAUGGUCGCAGACCCGCAAGGUUUUGUGGCAGGUUGGGAUGCUGCUUGGGGCUCCAGUUGUGAUCUCACUAAUAGCAGGAAUUGCAUUACCUGUCAUCAUAGUGGGCAUCCCAAUAUAUAUGGGCCGCAAGGUACACGGUCGCUGUAAGAAAAACAAUAUCUCAGGAAGUAAGCAUUACUUGACAGUGGCUAGUGGGGUCAUGAUGUCUGUAUUUGUGUCUCCAGUCAUAGCAGCCAUUACUGUAGGGGUUGGAGUGCCUCUUAUGUUGACGUAUGUCUAUGGGGUAGUGCCCAUGUCUUUGUGUCGGAAUGGCUGGUGCAGACCACACAAUGAACCUCCUGAUGUUCGGAAUAUACAGCUGGAAGAUCUUGCCAAUUAUCUUCUAUUUUCUCAUGUAGUCAGUGACCAUUGGACCGGCCCGUCCAAUCCGGCUCUAACUGAUGGAAGCAUACAGGAAGUGACUGUGAAUGUGGAGGAAGUUUUGCCACUUCCCAGCACCAGUAUGGUCCGGUCAGGAGCAAAGGACUCAAGUGAACCACCCAAUGAAAGACAUAUUGACAGCACUGAGCAGGAUGUCCAGUCAGAUGAAGUGGAUGUUGUUGAGGAGCAUGCCUUCACUAGCACACAAACAUUUCCUCUGAGAGAAGGAACUAACAUUGAGGUUCAUGUCGAGAUCGAGGCUCAGCCACGGGGAGGACGAAAGCCAAGUCUCAGCAGUGUACUGUCUACUAAAAGUCUGUCUUCAGAAGAACUCAGUCAGCCCUGUGAACCUCAAUGUGCCUCGGGCCCAGAUCCCAUGCCAGCUCCUGAGAUGGACAGCGUCUGAGAGACUCCUGGGAAUUAACUACUUUCACCACACACCUCCCAUUAGGUGCUUCCAGCCUCUGCCUGCUAAUGCGGAGAGUCAGCGAUGUGGAAGCCAACAGAGAUGAGCAAAAGAGAGAGAGAAACAGUCAAAGGCAGCUGCCAAAAUGCCAUGAAGGAUUAACAAUGAUAAUAUAACCUGAAAUGACCAAGUGCAUGUUUGUCAAUGAGUUUGAGAAGUGCUAACUAAUUUUUUACUCUAGAAAAUAUGGGCUAGUUGUAUGCUGGUCUGUUUAAUUUAUUUGAUUAGCUUUUCUUAUACCUAUACUCCUUUAUUUAUAGGCCAAAUGGUUUACGUCCCCUAACUGAUCUCUAGAAUGGAUUAUUUAAAAACACUAUUAAUGGAAUAAUAGCAUGGAUUCUACUGCAAGGGUUGGUAGCCUGAUGUGACAUGCGACUACCAGCAUGGGAAACUGCAGUGACUUUGACAAGUGUGCUGUAAGUUAUUAAUGAUAAUUGGGAACAGGGCUUGGGUAAUGGGCUUUUACAAGUUGUUUUACCUAACAAGUUUUUGUAUUUUCAUGAUAGAGGCGAAAUCUGUCGGAUUUGGGUCUGUUACAGUAUGUCCUGAGUUUGAUAAUCAUAGGUCAAAUGUUGUGAUCUAUCAGAAGGCAGAGUAUAAGGACUGCUUAAAAAGUUCACUGGGAAUGUUGAACUAUUCGAAAUGAUCUUGUUUUUCUCCUAAACCACAAACUGUUCACCUUUGGUCUUUAUUUCUGCAAGAAAAGGCAUUUGUUUUUCUUCCUGUUUAUAAGUACUUGAUGAAUCAAGAGCUUUAAAAGCCCAUUAACUAAAUAAAUCUCCUCAUUGUAUCUCAUUUGCUGUAGAGGCUGUAGCCAAAUAUCUAAAUGGACUGUUUCACAGACUAAUAGAUUCAUCUGGCCAGAGCCCAUAGUUGCAUAAUAAACCUAGACUUUAUUUUCUUGUGUUUCACUUACAGUACAAUAACAGGAAAGGAAAGGAAAACGAACAGCAAAUUCUUGCUCAAACCCUUAGCCCUAUUCAAAAUGAACAGAAUGGAUAGCCCAGUGUUUAAUGAUGUAAAGAUGUUUUUAAAAAUAAACUUGAAAUUGACAGAUUGGGAAUAAUGAAUGAUACAGUCAACAAUAAAAAGAUUUGUAUUAAACAAUGGCUAUUAAAAAGUGCUGCAUUUU